UAGUCAGACAUGUUGGAGUACUUUGUCCUGAAUUUGACCAGUGGCAGAAACAGCUCGAAUACCAGUACCCAUACCAAUACCAAAUCUCAGAUGCAUGAAAACAAUGAGUGCCUGUUCCAGCGUUCGACACCGUCCGUGACGUUAUUCCUGAUCUAUGGCCUGGCUGUGCCCACGUUGUCCUCCUUUGGACUGUGCGCGAAUCUAAUCAACGGCGUGGUCUUCAUGCGGCCCAAGAUGACACCCUCGGCCUUCACGUACCUGGCUGCGUUGUCCUGGCUGGACUGCGCGUCCUGCCUGCUGAUCACAUUGACCGCACUCUCGCGCAGCUACUUCUACCGGAGUCCCGCCUGGGUGGCCUACGACUAUCAGUGGCAGACGCCGCUCUUCGGCAUCAGCACGGGCGCAGCGAAUCUGAUACUCGCCUUUGUCAGCCUCGACAGAUUCAUCUAUUUGUCUCGGUUUGCGGCCAGCAAUGGAGCACCCAGGUUUUGUCGUCGCAAGGUGGCUCGCCUAAUGAUCUGCUUGGCCAUACUCAUCUCGGUUCUGCUCAACAUACCCUACUUUUUCUGCUUUGUCGUGGACUUGAACACAGCCACUUGCCAUGUCACUAAUUUUUACUACUCCAAAUUAUAUCAGGUGCACAACUGGUUCUCGUUCACACUGCUGGCGGUCACUCCUGCCAUAUGCCUGCUCCUGGGCAACGCGGCCAUCAUCAUCGCCUUCAGGCGUUGGACGAAGCAGGGCAAACGCUGCCAGCAGAGCUGCUCCCGUGACAAUGGGCGUAAUACGAGUAAACGUUAUCAGCAUCAAGUAAAGCUCACCAUCAGCAUUCUAAUUGUCAUCACUUUAUAUAUGGUUGGUGAGCUGCCCGCGCACAUGACGUCGAGAAAGAGUUCUCUGAAUCUACUCUUUGGCGGCGAUACGAGUAAAAUGAAUCCGGAACUGAUGGAGCAUCUGGAGGUCAUAUUUAUUACACUCAAUGCGCUGCAGCUGAGCAUGAACAUAGUGGUCUACGCUGUGAUUAAUCCCAGCUUCAUGCCCGAGUUCUUUCUCUGCCUGCGCGGCGCAUCGGAUGUUUGCUUUCGCUUCUGCUGCUUGACCAGCUUGAGCCGCGGCUGUCAAUGGUGCUGGAGUUGGCGUCGUCGUCGUCGGCAGCCGCACGCCGAAGAACAUGUUGUUAGCACCGUCGAGGCACAGCAGCUGCCGCCGGACCAGGCGCCUCAAUGUGGCUGCGAGAGCUGGAGCAGCGAUUCCGGCUGCAUGGAUGGCACACACUGCAAGAUGGCAGAGGGCACGUUCACCUUCCUUGAUGAUUACCAGACGGAGCAAGACGCGCAACCACAGCCAUCAGUUUUCAUCACCAAUGCCAGUGGGUGCAUGCAGCAGCAAACUCCGCAGGACAAUGAGGAUAUCAUCUCCUGCGCCAUGUGAUCUUAAGUAAUACAGUUACUGGAAU
Molecule: messenger RNA, 1456 nt
Organism: Drosophila mojavensis
Lineage: Eukaryota; Metazoa; Arthropoda; Insecta; Diptera; Drosophilidae
Exons: 3
Coding region: 10-1431 (473 amino acids)
Biological process (GO): G protein-coupled receptor signaling pathway
Cellular component (GO): membrane
Molecular function (GO): G protein-coupled receptor activity
Source: RefSeq, a predicted model, not a curated record